UUUUGAUUGGUUGAUGAUAUCUUUCAAUUGUUUCUAUCAUGGGUUUGUGCUACAUUGGUUGCCAUUAGAAUUAGCAGAACCAUAUAGGAAAUUUUGAUUGGUUGAUCAAUUUUAUUAAAGGGCUCCAUGCAUAACACAUUCAUUCCUCAAAACCCCAUGUCAGAAGGUGUUCCAUUUUGCUGUCUGCCACCUGUUUGACUCCUAGAAAUGGGGCUCAGAAGAGUAGUUUCUGUUUGUUCGAGAACGUUGAGGGAGAGUGAUUUUCUCUCCGUGUUUGUUAGAGUUGGUUUCAAUGAGGGGGGAUUUAAUUCCAUGUGGAGAAUUAGUCUCCAACUGAGAUCAUCACGCCAGAACAUGGAAGGCUUUGGGAACCUACAAUUCUUAAGGAACACCUUAUUGGCAUAUCUGAGGGUGAGGAUCUCUCUGGGUCAAUUGUUUGUUGGUAGAGGUCACAAGGUCAUUGAGCCACAGAUCUGCCGGAUAUGCACAUCGGCACUUAGCAGCUGUGACCAGAUAAUGGAUCAAGUGCUUGGACUGGUUAAGAAAUUUGAUAAAAUCGAUAGCAAGAAGGUUACUGCAACAGCCGAUUUCCAGAAGGAUUUAUGCCUGGAUAGCUUGGACAGGGUGGAGCUUGUUAUGGCUUUUGAGCAAGAAUUCUCUGUUGAAAUUCCUGAAGAGGAAGCAGAUAAGCUUACUUGCUGUGCUGAUGUCGCAAAGUACAUAGUCUCUGGAGCCCUGAAAAAACCUGUGGAGAAGCCCUGAUCGGUUUUGGAGUGCAUUCACAAAUCCCGUCUAGAAUUUUUUGUUUCAUUUGUGUCUUUAAGUACAAGUUUAAGAUAAGUUUUUACCCGAAACUUGCUUUUGGGACACCAAGCAUCGUUAAUGUCAUUGUGGAACAUCUGUCAAGAUUCGUAGUAUUUCUUUAUGUAAGCAACCCUAUGGUAAACAGUUUCUUCCCCCAUGUGGAAGAACAUCUUUAUUAUAAUGAUUGGCCGUUACUCAA
Molecule: messenger RNA, 1003 nt
Organism: Vitis riparia (riverbank grape)
Lineage: Eukaryota; Viridiplantae; Streptophyta; Magnoliopsida; Vitales; Vitaceae
Product: acyl carrier protein 3, mitochondrial
Exons: 3
Coding region: 208-762 (184 amino acids)
Biological process (GO): fatty acid biosynthetic process
Cellular component (GO): mitochondrion
Molecular function (GO): acyl carrier activity; acyl binding
Source: RefSeq, a predicted model, not a curated record